AAUCCGAGAACCAGCAAUCUUCAGUUGACACUUCUCGGAGGCCAAUACGGCAAGCAGCACAAACUCUCCGGUUCUUAUAGUCCUGAACAGGACCUGGGAUAACAAUGUCUCUAUUUGUGUUGGCGGAGACGCCAGCAGGCUACGGCCUCUUCAAGGCGGCCGACAAGAAGCUGCUCAAGCGUGAUGAGCUAACAUCUGGUCCUACCUCUUCGGAGAAGAUCAACGAAAUGCUCAAGUUGAAGAAGUUCGCCAAGUUCGACAGCUCGGCCGUUGCCGUCGAGGAAGCCAGUGGAUUGAAAGAGGGCAAGGUCCCUCCCAUCCUCGCGACCCUGCUCCAAGAGAUGAAGGACGAGAAGAAGGCAUCUUUGAUCGUGGCUGAUCUGAAGCUCGGAAACGCUAUUGGAAAGCUUCCCGACCUCGAUAUCAAGGCUGUCUGUGACGCCGCGACCAUGGACCUCUUUCGUGCCGUUCGGGAAAAUCUGUCUUCUCUGAUUCCGGGUCUCGAAGAGGAAACCAUCGGCCGUAUGGCUCUUGGUCUGUCGCACUCCAUUUCGCGCCACAAACUCAAGUUCUCUGCCGACAAGGUCGAUGCCAUGGUCAUCCAAGCCAUCAAGCUGCUCGAUGAUCUUGACAAGGAGCUGAACGUCUACGCCAUGCGCACGAAGGAGUGGUACGGCUGGCACUUCCCCGAGCUGGCCAAGAUUCUCAAUGACAAUCUCGCCUACGCUCGCCUGGUCCUCGCUGCCGGUAUGCGGGAGAAUAUCGCCGAGUGUGAUCUUAGCGAGAUCUUGCCUGAAGAAUUGGAGGCCGCGGUGAAGACAGCUGCUGAGAUCAGCAUGGGCACGGAGAUCACUCAGGAGGAUCUCGACAACAUUCAACUCCUGGCCCGUCAGGUCAUCACCUACUCGGAUUAUCGGACCCAACUGUCGUCCUACCUGGAAACGCGUAUGCGUGCGCUUGCACCCAAUCUGACAAGUCUGGUCGGUACGCUGGUUGGAGCGCGUCUGAUUGCGCACUCUGGUUCCAUCCUCAAUCUUGCGAAAUCGCCCGGUUCCACCAUUCAGAUCCUUGGUGCUGAGAAGGCACUGUUCCGCGCCCUGAAGACGAAGCAUGAUACGCCAAAGUACGGUAUCAUCUACCACUCUUCGCUUGUCGGUCAGGCGACCGGAAAAAACAAGGGCAAGAUCGCUCGUUCUCUGGCUGCCAAGACUGCUCUGGGCUUGCGAGUUGACGCUCUGCACGAGUUUGAGGAUGGUGCCGACGAGGAGGAGAGGGGUAUGCUCGGCCUCACCAGCCGUAUCAAGCUGGAGAACCUUCUGCGCAAACUUGAAGGCAAGCCUCUGCUUCCCAGGGGUGCCAACAUCGCACCCGAUGGCUCGCUCACUGCACCGGCCCAGUUCACUUUGAACGAAGUUCGAAAGUACAAUGCCGACGCGGAUGGUAUCGCCGACGCGUCCGAGGUCAACGGCAAGUCGAAGAAGGACAAGAAGGAGAAGAAGAAGGACAAGAAGCCCCUGAUUCAAGAAGUCGAAAUGGUGGACGCCGACGGCGCUGAGGCCGACUCGGAUGAGGACAUGGCUGACGGCGGUGAAAAUGGCGCCCCCCCGAGAUCCCCAACCAUCUCCUCCGUAUCAGACGACACCGAUGGCGAACGUCCCACAGACAAGGCUGCCCGCAAGGCACAGAAGGCCCGGCGCAAGGAAAGGGAGGCGAGGCGGCAGAAGAAGGCCGAACAAGACGAGAAGCGCGCCGCAGCAGCUGCCGCGGCAGCCGCUGAGAACGCCUCCAAGAAGGCCGAGGCUACCCCUUCGAAGAAGGCUGCGGCCACACCUUCCAAGCUCACCGAGGAUGAUUACGAGCGGCUGGCGGCGGCGGCCGGCGUCAGUGUCACCAAGUUCAAGAGGAAGUUUGAGCGUGGUGACGUCGAACUUAACUCCGAUGGCUCGCCUGUCGUCCACAGCAAGAAGGAGCUCAAGAAGCUGCGUAAAGCCGAAGCCAGCGGGGACACACCCAGCAAGGCCGCUGCCACUGACGGUGGCAAGAAGAAGAGGAAACUCGAGGACGGGGAAGACGAGACGCCCAAGAAGGAAAAGAAGUCCAAGAAGAAGCGCCAGUCCUUGGAUGCUUAACUGGAAAGCCUGGUUCAUGUUUCGUCCUCUCUGUAUGAUACCUCGAUGGGUUUAAAACGUAUUUGGCCGGCGUUGGGCGGAUUGGUGGACGGUUUUUGGUUCAGGGCAUGUGUUAACCCAGUACUGCCAUUUCAGAGCAUUUUGCUUUGUAGUUUGUUGAAAACCCUCGUGUUUAUGUUGUUGCCAUAAUCAACUCGGAUAUGUUACGACCUUCGCAACUAAGUACGUAAAAGAAGUCGAUCUUAAAUGAGACGACGCAUUCUAUGGGAGGAC
Sodiomyces alkalinus F11 is the source of this 2402-nucleotide messenger RNA. RefSeq names its product NOSIC domain-containing protein. Gene Ontology annotation, cellular component: box C/D methylation guide snoRNP complex; small-subunit processome. The transcript has 3 exons. Bases 105 to 2129 code for a protein of 674 amino acids. The record is from RefSeq and is a predicted model, not a curated record. NCBI's taxonomy places the organism in Eukaryota, Fungi, Ascomycota, Sordariomycetes, Glomerellales, Plectosphaerellaceae. Gene Ontology annotation, molecular function: snoRNA binding.